Molecule: messenger RNA, 730 nt
Organism: Pelobates cultripes (western spadefoot toad)
Lineage: Eukaryota; Metazoa; Chordata; Amphibia; Anura; Pelobatidae
Source: the annotation of a GenBank genome assembly
AUGCGAAGAUUAUCAGUUACCGAAACAAACAAAAAUGAGGAAUGCUCUGUAGUUGUUACAUCGGCGCCUCCUGGUGGAAAUGCAGAGCAUAAUGCACAGAGCGUAGAGUAUCACAGCCAUGACAGUGAGACUUGCUUAACAGGGGAUAUACAGGUAGAGCUUGUAGCUGAUCACACUGUUAAUGAUACUGAUAAUUCUAAAGAACAUGAAUUGACACCUGUUUCCACUCGUACAAGAAGCAGCCAACUGAAACGCCCCAAAAUUGGAAAGAGUUGUUGAGUCUGAACCAGAAAAUGAGUACAUAGAAGGCAAAACUGAUACUCGGGACACAUCUAAGAAGCUGGAAUCUAAAGAACAAAUAGUGGAAAACUUUAAGGAACUCAUACAGCAACUAGCAGAAGAUAAAGACGAUAAUGACAUGGCUAAGCUUCAAGAAGAAAUAUCUGCUAAACCAGUGGAACAGAUAUUUGAAGAAACUCAGGACAUCCCAAAAAUACAAGGCAGCUUGGAGAAUAAACAGGACACAGAGACAGAGCCAGUAAACGGUGAUAUAACAAAAGAAUUGUUUCCGUCUGAUAUGAUGGAAGCGCUGGAAUUAGCCAACGAGACACUGGAUACCGAGUCUAAUUUGGAGCCUGCAGAUACAGAUGAGAAAUCCCUGACUACCCUUGUUUCAGUCAGCAUGGACCUAGAAAAAUCUUUGAAGAUUCAUUUACUGAUCAGGUUCUAA